ACUGUUGACUCGAUUGUCAUUUUGUCGAGAGUCCUGCCGAUUCUGGAGCCAAUCACCGAGCACUCCUUAAGUCUGCAAGAAGCAGUUGCUAGAAUGCACGGAUACGUUGGCAUUUUCCUUCAAGUUGUCAAGCAGUGCAUGUUAGAUGACACCACUAGUGACAGCAGCUCUACAGAGCAAUCAAAAAGCAAAGAUGACACCUUAAAUGAAGAGCGGCGCAUUUAUGGUGUACGUCGUCGUGUUGGUGUAUACAAUAUGCGCAAUGAAGGGCCUCUAUUUGCGAGAAUGGAAGCAAUUGCUCACAUUGCUUCUGUGGCGCAAAGCGCAGUUGGAACAGAGAAACUAGAUGACGAGACGAAGGAAGCCCUUUACGUGGAACAGGCAGCAAGGUGGAAUGAUCUGUUCAACUUCCUUUCGCUGUCAAAUCAAGAUCUAUUGGAAUUCCAAGCUCACGUUUAUGCUGCAUCGUUACCUUGGUGGAAAGACCACCAAACAGGAACCGAUGUCGGGCUACGAGUUUGCGUUCGCAAUAUCUGCCUUCGAGCCCUACAGGCACAUCCAUGCGACCUAUGGACACCAUGCACUCUCCUGUCCUCUUUACCACCAUCCACGAUUGAACAAGUGAUUCUGGAGCUAAGAAACACGGUAUCAAAUAGAAAAUCGCCUCAAACUAUGAUCAAUUUCCUGCGUUUAGUACAGUUUGCUACGAUUUUGACAGAAGAUGCUACUCAUGCUAAGAUGUUGACGAUGUUCUUCAAUUCUUAG
This is a messenger RNA of Haemonchus placei, 765 nucleotides long. Lineage: Eukaryota; Metazoa; Nematoda; Chromadorea; Rhabditida; Trichostrongylidae. The record is from the annotation of a GenBank genome assembly.